AAAGGACAACCAUACACAGCACAGCACGGCGCUCGCUCUCUCUCUCUCUCUCUCUCUCUACGGCUCCAGCUGAGAAGCCAUGGACGCUCUGAUCAGCCAAGUAGUUACAACCAAAACGCCAUAAAAAUCAGCAGCUGGGUCUCUCUCUCUCUCUGAAUCUGGUGCUUGGCUCUCAGAUUGUGUUCCGAUAGGUAAUGAGAGAAGCGAUAUAUAUCAGAGGGGAUAUUCUGCGGGAAUUGGAGGGAAAUGGGAGUUAAUUCCAGAUGGAGAAGCAGCGUGCCGCCGAGUGUGGCACCUGUGAGUAGUGUUAGUUCGGUCGAUAGAGCGGAGCAUUGGGCCAAAAAUCUUGAUAACUCGGUGAACGCCGUAUCUUUUGGGUUCGUCGCCACCGCCGUUCUCAUUUCCAUGUUCCUCGUCAUGGCCAUCCUUGAGAGGUUCCUCCGCCCGAGAUCCGCCGCGACCGGUGGCCCCAACCGCCGGGAUCUUGACCCCCAUAUGGUGUUUGAUGGCAAGCUCAAUUACCCUUCUCCCAGAAUGACGACUCACGCCAUGUCAGUACUCAUGCCGGGAGAUGAAGUUCCUACCUUCAUCGCGCACCCUGCUCCGGGACCUUGUCCUGGGGAGAGCGUCGCUCGGCCUUUUCAUCAGCACCAGACAGUUUCCAGCUUGUCCUCAAGCUCAGUCACAAGCUGAAAGGCCUCUCACUGGCGAGGCUAGGCAAGAGGCCUAGAAUCCAUCAGAUUGGACAAAAUCUGAAAGAAAGUUGAACUUGUGAGUAGAGAUGUCUGUGUGGGUAAUGCUUAAAUCAUCCCACCAAGGAGAGCUGAAGGGCAAUUGUAUUUGUUUUCUGAACCCAUUGAUUAUAGGAAUCAAAGAGGCUCCCGCUUGUUUCCUUC
Messenger RNA from Diospyros lotus (date-plum), 896 nucleotides. RefSeq lists its product as uncharacterized. The transcript is spliced from 2 exons. Bases 247 to 693 code for a protein of 148 amino acids. The record is from RefSeq and is a predicted model, not a curated record. NCBI's taxonomy places the organism in Eukaryota, Viridiplantae, Streptophyta, Magnoliopsida, Ericales, Ebenaceae.